Silurus meridionalis is the source of this 2707-nucleotide messenger RNA. It is a transcript of the gene pgfb, whose product is annotated as placental growth factor b. The transcript is spliced from 7 exons. The coding region runs from base 617 to 1096 and encodes 159 amino acids. Lineage: Eukaryota; Metazoa; Chordata; Actinopteri; Siluriformes; Siluridae. Gene Ontology annotation, molecular function: vascular endothelial growth factor receptor binding; chemoattractant activity; growth factor activity. Gene Ontology annotation, biological process: vascular endothelial growth factor receptor signaling pathway; sprouting angiogenesis; induction of positive chemotaxis. The record is from RefSeq and is a predicted model, not a curated record. Gene Ontology annotation, cellular component: membrane.
AGCAGCCCAACAAAUUAUUUAUCAUUGCUUUUUAUGAGUGCAAGUACUAACGGCGAACGAUCUGAGAGAGCAAGGUAGAGAGAAACCGAGGGAGGCGAGGAGGAGAAGGAGAAAGAGAAAAGAGGGUGGGAGUGUGAAAGGCGCCGGAGGAGGAGAUUUAAACGAGCAACUUGUUGAAAAGUGCUGAGGGCCAAUUAGUAGCCCAAGUGUGUGAGCAUGCGGAGGGACGCCGGCGUGAACGGCUUACAGAAGCUUUAAAACUAACUUAAAACAAAAAACAAAAAAAAAAUACAUAAAAAAAAAAAAGCAACAAGUCGUCCUUAGUUCUGCACGUGCCUUCACAUCUCUGACAUGUUUCUGUUGAAGAUCUAGUGAAGAUCUAAUGAAGGGAAAAAACGCUUGGAGUAGCUGAUGUUUAUCUAGUCACUCGGGAAGGAGACGCACACCGCGCAUCUCGUUCGGGAACGGAAAAACGACAUACGAAACGAUUCGUUUUUUGACUUUUUUUCCUCCUGGGAUAUACAGUAUUUCUGAAUUUGGACUGGAGUUGCUCCAAAGUGGAUUUCUGUCUCUGCAGUGAGUGGACCGAGGUCUUGGCAAAGAAGUUAUUCCAAGCAUGAGCGUGUUGGCGUCGCUGGUGCAGCUCGUAGCUGCUGCGGUCCUGACGCUGCCCCUGAUUCAGUGUUUCCACUCAGACACAACCAACAGCACAUCUAAAGUAAUCCUUUUUCAGGAGGUGUGGGGACGGAGCUUCUGCCGCACCAUCGAGACACUGGUAGAGGUAGUGCAGGAGUAUCCCGGGGAGGUGGAGCACAUGUACAGCCCUUCCUGUGUGCCAUUGGUCCGUUGCGCCGGUUGCUGCGGAGACGAGAACCUUGAGUGCCACCCCACGCAAACCUCUAACGUCACUAUGCAAUUAUUAAAGCUGAAGCCAUCCGAGCAGGGACAGGAGUAUGUGGAGAUGACUUUCGUGGAGCAUAAAAGCUGUGAAUGUAGAGUAAGAAAGCGUACACCAAAGCAUGACAGAGUUUUUCAUCUUUUUAUUGUUGUAGGUGGAAGCCAAGAGGAAGGGGAAAAAAAAGGAAACAAAGAGUAAAAGACUGUGAUGGGUGCCAGCCUCCUCGCAGGUAAACACUGUCCCUUCCUGCUCUCUGCCCAUCUCGUACUGCCUGCCCUUUCAGUGUACUGCCAGCCUCUUACAGCAUCCUGAGUCACCUCAACCACCAGAUCUGAGAUGCACUAUUGUCAUGGUGAUGGGGAGAUCACCACGAACAUUUCAUAUACAGGAAGUGCCUUUUGUGAGGUGAUACCCUCAGACGUGCAACUCACAAAAUCUCCUGAGGAGCAUAACAAUGAUGGGCCAGACCUAGUGUCUCUGCUAGAACAUGAGCCCACAGGACACUGGCUGUAUAAAGUCUAUUAUUGUUAUUAUUGUUAUUAUUAUUAUUAUUAUUAUUAUUAUUAUUAUUAUUAUUAUGCACAUUAUCUUUGACAUAUCACAUAUUUUUAUUUAUUGCUUGCAAACCAGAGGAGAGCAUGUUUGGUUGUUAUUUCUUUGACUGAAUACUCUGCUGAAGUUUGGCAUGAGUACAAAUUGGGAUAAAAAUGUAAUCGCCAAAGACAGUUGUUUUUUCCAGAAAACCAUCAAUCCUUUACUGAGAUAAGCAAUACACUUCUUUACUCUUGUAUUAAUGAAUUCUUAUUGUAAAUGAAAUGACAUAUGCAAUAACUGAAAGGCGAUGGUUGUGUAAGAAUCGAAAGCUGGACAAACACCAAGAAACUCCUCCCUCCAUUUUAACAAAUUCCCUGUCCACACAUACCAGUCCCUGUGAAGAGUUUUCUUCUCCCUGUCUCCUCCCUAUCCCCCAUAACCCCAACCUAUUUGUAGCAUUAUCAGAUUGUCAGUUUGUUUGGCUUUGUAGCUGUCAGAGCUCCAGCCCAGCUUCUCCGAGUCGGCCUUUUCCUACAAACAGUCAAUCCACAAACCAAAUUCUAAUUGUUGAAUAGAUCUGCAUGAAGAUGCGUGCACAUGGACUGCAUUCGAGGUUCAGAGUGACUUCUUGUAUGGUUCGUACAUUGGCAUAGUGACCUCUACUGGCUUCAAGAAAGCAAUUCAAUCGAUUAUCAUUUUCCAAACAAACCUGCUGUAACGUACACAUGAUUUAAAUGUGGACAGUUCUUGGGUAAGUCGAUGGAUUCAAGGGUUUGCAAUACGAGAGACGAGUGUAAAUCAACAUAAAUUGAAGUUUGAAAUAAAAGUAUAUUAUUUUUGUCUAUUAAAAUGGCUUAAAAAGAUAGGUUCAGAUCAUAAACCUGACGAUACUGAACCAAAAAAGUUUUUUUAUUAAUUAAAAAAAAAACACCACUUGCUGCUAAUAUACUUGGCCUUUAAAUACAAGUAACAGUAUCAGUUUAACAAUGACUAAUAGUCUUUAUUUUAUCAAAUUAAUAUUGUGUACAAUCUUCUGCUUCUCCAUUUUCAUAAGCACAUCACCAGAUGUAGGAUAGUAUUGGACUGGCAGCAUGUUUAUUGUGUUGCUAUGUGUGAACAUAAGAGUGUGAACAAUUUCUUUUUACUUUUUUUUUUAUACCAUAAUGGGUCAAGAGUUUUGAAGUAAUUUUCCGUUUCAUGUAUAUUGUACAUAUUUAUAUAUGAUAUUGAUAAUGUAUUGCUGUUGUGCCACUUCUAAUAAAAAGAUACAUUAUC